This is a messenger RNA of Peromyscus leucopus (white-footed mouse), 5446 nucleotides long. It is a transcript of the gene Sh3rf1, whose product is annotated as SH3 domain containing ring finger 1. The record is from RefSeq and is a predicted model, not a curated record. The transcript is spliced from 12 exons. Lineage: Eukaryota; Metazoa; Chordata; Mammalia; Rodentia; Cricetidae. The coding region runs from base 514 to 3198 and encodes 894 amino acids. Gene Ontology annotation, molecular function: protein binding.
UCCAGGACCUGCCAGGAACGAGCCCCGCGGCCUCACUUCGCCUCCUCCGAAGGCUGCCCCGGCCUCGGGGCCGCGCUCUCCCCUCCCCGGACGCAGCCCUUGUGCCUCCUGCCCCCGGGAUGGCAGUCUCCGGGGACUGUCGCUGAGCUCAUCCCCGCGGGGCCACUGGUCGGCUUCCCGCCGCACUCCGUGGCGCUGACUUUCGCCAACUUAAGGCUGCAUCUUUAUUUUUCUUUUAAGUCCUUGGAAACUUCCAACGAUCGGCGUUGGGCAAUUUUUGUCCCGGAUUUGACCUAAAGGGAGGCUUGGAGGAGGCAGUUGGGUGAGAUCCCCUAUUCCUGGAGCGACCCGGCCGCAGCCUCAGCUCCAGCCCAGGACCGUCCUCUCUGUGCCCGGCUGUGGACACCUGGCUCCGGGAGCAAAGUCUGAAAUGGAUGUUACAUGAAUCACUUCAAGGGCCGCGCGCACGACUAGGAUCGUUUUGGAGCCUUUUUCUCAGUAAAGUAGAUCACGAUGGAUGAGUCCGCCUUGUUGGACCUUUUGGAGUGCCCGGUGUGUCUCGAACGCCUGGAUGCCUCGGCCAAGGUCUUACCUUGCCAGCACACGUUUUGCAAACGAUGUUUGCUGGGGAUUGUGGGUUCCCGGAAUGAACUCAGAUGUCCCGAGUGCAGGACUCUUGUGGGCUCUGGUGUGGACGAGCUUCCCAGUAACAUCUUACUGGUCAGACUUCUGGAUGGCAUCAAGCAGAGGCCUUGGAAACCUGGCCCUGGUGGGGGUAGUGUGACCAACUGCACAAAUGCAUUAAGAGCUCAGGGCAGCACGGUGGCUACUUGUGGCACAAAAGAUCUGCAGAGCUCCCAGUGUGGACAGCAGCCUCGUGUGCAAGCCUGGAGCCCCCCAGUGAGGGGUAUACCUCAGUUACCAUGUGCCAAAGCAUUAUAUAACUACGAAGGAAAAGAGCCUGGAGACCUGAAGUUCAGCAAAGGCGACAUCAUCAUUUUGCGCAGACAAGUGGACGAAAACUGGUACCACGGGGAGGUCAACGGGGUCCACGGCUUUUUCCCCACCAACUUUGUGCAGAUCCUCAAACCUUUACCUCAGCCCCCGCCCCAGUGCAAAGCACUUUAUGACUUCGAAGUGAAAGACAAGGAAGCUGACAAGGACUGCCUCCCCUUCGCAAAGGAUGACGUACUGACUGUGAUCCGCCGAGUGGACGAAAACUGGGCUGAGGGAAUGCUGGCAGAUAAAAUAGGAAUAUUUCCAAUUUCGUAUGUUGAGUUUAACUCCGCUGCCAAGCAGCUGAUAGAGUGGGAUAAGCCUCCGGUGCCGGGAGUCGACCCCACAGAAUGCCCGUCGGCGACAGCAGCGCAGAACAGCAGCUCUGCCCCAAAGCACCCGGACACCAAGAAGAACACCAGGAAGCGACACUCCUUCACCUCCCUCACCAUGGCCAACAAGUCUUCCCAGGCGUCCCAGAACCGCCACUCCAUGGAGAUCAGCCCUCCUGUGCUCAUCAGUUCCAGCAACCCCACAGCCGCGGCUCGCAUCAGCGAACUGUCCGGGCUCUCCUGCAGCGCCCCGUCUCAGGUUCACAUAAGCACCACGGGGUUAAUUGUGACUCCACCCCCAAGCAGCCCUGUGACAACUGGCCCUUCGUUCACGUUCCCGUCAGAAGUCUCCUACCAAGCUGCCCUUGGGACUAUGAAUCCUCCUCUUCCCCCACCCCCUCUCCUGGCUGCCACUGUCCUCGCCUCCACGUCGCCAGGCGCCUCUGCUGCUGCUGUUGCUGCUGCUGCUGCUGCUGCUGCUGGAGUGGGACCCAGGCCUGUGGCGGGAUCCACUGACCAGAUCGCACAUUUACGGCCUCAGACUCGCCCCAGCGUAUAUAUUGCUAUAUACCCAUACACUCCCCGGAAAGAAGACGAACUGGAGUUGAGAAAAGGAGAGAUGUUUUUGGUAUUCGAGCGUUGCCAGGAUGGCUGGUUCAAAGGGACAUCAAUGCACACCAGCAAGAUAGGUGUUUUCCCUGGCAACUACGUGGCACCCGUCACAAGGACAGUGACAAACGUCUCCCAAGCUAAAGUCCCUAUGUCUACUGCGGGCCAGGCGAGCCGGGGGGUGACUAUGGUCAGCCCUUCUGCUGCGGGAGGGUCUACCCAGAAGCUCCAAGGAAAUGGGGUGGCUGGGAACCCCAGCGUGGUCCCCACAGCUGUGGUGUCGGCAGCACACAUCCAGACGAGUCCUCAGGCCAAGGUCCUGCUGCACAUGACCGGCCAGAUGACCGUCAACCAGGCCCGCAAUGCCGUGAGGACAGUCACAGCCCACAACCAGGAACGCCCCACAGCAGCAGUGACACCCAUCCAGGUCCAGAAUGCCGCCUGCCUCGGCCCUGCAUCCGUGGGCCUGCCCCACCACUCACUGGCCUCCCAACCCCUGCCUCCGCUGGCAGGCCCUGCUGCCCACGUUGCUGCUAUCGGCGUCAACCGAACCAGUGCUCCCCUGGCCUGCACUGCGGCGGGGGCCUCUCUGGCCUCCCCCAACAUGACCACCGCCACUCUGGAGACCGAGCCCAGUGGUCGAACGGUGGCCAUCCUCCCUGGACUGCCCACGUCUCCUGACAGUGCCGUCUCAGCGUGUGGGAACAGUUCAGCUGUGAAACCAGACAAGGACAGUAAGAAAGAAAAAAAGGGUCUACUGAAGCUCCUCUCUGGCGCCUCAACCAAACGCAAGCCCCGAGUCUCCCCUCCAGCGUCUCCUACCCUGGACAUGGAGCUGGGUGCGGGGGAGGUGCCCUUGCAGGGAGCCGUGGGUCCCGAGUUACCGCUAGGGGGCGGCCACGGCCGGGCGGGCUCCUGCCCCACGGAUGGAGACGGCCCAGUGGUCUCCGGGACCGCAGCCUUAGCCCAGGAUGCUUUCCACCGCAAGGCCAGCUCCCUGGACUCGGCAGUGCCCAUCGCUCCUCCACCUCGGCAGGCCUGCUCCUCCCUGGGUCCCGUCAUGAACGAGGCCAGGCCUGUUGUUUGUGAAAGGCACAGGGUGGUGGUUUCCUACCCGCCUCAGAGUGAGGCGGAACUUGAACUCAAAGAAGGAGAUAUUGUGUUCGUUCAUAAAAAACGCGAAGAUGGCUGGUUCAAAGGCACAUUACAAAGAAAUGGGAAGACCGGCCUUUUCCCGGGGAGCUUUGUGGAAAACAUCUGAGGAGACUCCACGCCGCCGAGAAAGGACAACAUCCUAUCACAUGACUAAAGAGCACACAACGCAGUGAGCACAUCUGUGGACUUCCAGAUCUUGGAGAGCUGAGCAGAGGAUGGGCACGUGACUCCAGAGCCCCGGCCUGGUUACCCCAGCGGGCAGGGUGAGGGCGGCGCCUGCGGAAGCCCCGCCCCUCUGGGUUCUCAUGUGGAAAGCGUGCCUUGUACUGUCUGAUGAACUAUACAGAGCAAUGUCUUUUUUUUUUUUUUUUUAAAGAUGUAUAACUAAAAUGGACAAUUGUUUACAAGGCUUAACUAAUUUAUUUGCUUUUUUAAAACUUGAACUUUCUUGUAAUAGCAAAUUCUUUGGAUUAUGAUUUUUUUAAAAAAAAAUUAUUAAUUUAUGAAAUGAUGGCUAAGGAGAAGCUGGAUUCUCUCCUACUGAGAGCAAGAGAUUCUUUUGACGUAGAAUGCAUCUCCCCCCUCCCCUGCUCGCUGCCCUCCCCCACCCCUCCCCCGGUGAUAUUUUACUUCUUUUAGACAAAAAAUGCCAGUUUUCCAAACAGACAACCGAAUCAGUACCAGCAAGGACCUGGGGCGGGGAGACAGUGGCCCCGCUCCCAUCUGUCUGCUUUGAUCAGAAAACCAACCCGAAGACCUAAUCCUCGGUUUCAUUUCGUGAGUUUUUCAUUUUCCUAGAGUGGAGUGGGUGAAGUCAGGAGGAAAAUAAAAAAAGCACAACCCUUGGCUAAAAAUACGUGUUUGCUUGCUAACACCAGCUCAACGCGUUGGUUGGGAAGUAGGAGAAUCUGAAGCUGUAGUCGCGGUGGCUGUGUGUGAAUGACUUUGAAACGCAAUCCCCGGUUUCCCCUCACGUGACUACCUGCAUGCCCAAGACACAGUAAACAUUUGUGAGUCGGUGGUAAGAGGUGCGCCCGUGUUGACGUCAAAGGCUGUAAGAAACACUGUGAAAGUCCCCACUCAUCCAUCCAUUGUGAUCCCUCCACCAUCUUGCAUGUGUUACCGGAUUCCCACAGUGCUAUGGACUGUGCAUGGUGUGUGUGUUUAAUCAUUGCAGCUUUCACUCAGAAUUGACCGAUACAGGAGGUUUAAAAAAUAAAAAAUAAAAAUACACAGCAUUCUCUUUCCUACCCCACCACCACUACUGACCGAGACGUCUCGAGUGUGCCUGCUCGCUCUCUGGUGAAGCAUCCGUUAGCCAGCCCAUCCCGUGGUUAGUUAGCACGCUCUUUGGUGUGUGAGCCCUCCCAGCGGACUGAUGUGAAGGGCGAGUUUAUCCAGGAAGACCGCUCACUCCUGUGACUGUGUUCAGCUCUGCAAGGCUUGCUGGCCGUGGCGGUGCCCACGCCUUCCGACGGCGGCAGGGUCCAGCCGAGCCCAACUUUUUAGACCCAUCCUUUGCUGUCCGGUGGUGUCUUCUUCCAGUUUCAUCCCAGCCCCCGUGGGUUGGAGGAAAGACGGCCGGGUAGUGAAUGAGACUGUGCUACAGUUCUCACCUGGGUAAGUUAAGAAAGGAAAAAGUCAACAGACAACCAACCUUUUCCUUUUCCGUUUUUUUUUUUUUUUUUAACUUUAAGAAAAAAAAAGUAGCUGGGAAAUAUUGACAUGAACUCAAGAAUUUAGAAAUGGCAAGAGGUUCCAUUGUCUUAAAAAGAUACAUAAUGUGGUUGGAAGUGGAGUCAUUCCUGUUAACCAUUUUUUUAUAUAUAAAAACGCUGUAUAUUAUGUUCCUUUGUGUUGAAUUUUUUUUAAAAAAAAUACUUUACUUGGAUAUUCAUGUAAUAUAUAAAGGUUUGGGGAAAUGAACUUUAGUUAGAAAAAAAAGCUGGUAUCAGCUUUCAUCUGUGUGAGUUGACACCAAUGUGUCAUAAUAUUCUUUAUUUUGGGAAAUUAGUGUAUUUUAUAGAAAUUUUAAAAAAGCAAAAAGACUACUACAAGUUAAGAUGAUUUUUUUUUUUUACCUGUUUUUUCUCCAUUUUUUCAGCUAUGUGAUUGAAGUAUCCCUGGUAAUAGUUUCCUGGUUACAGUCUAAAGUUGGUUACAGUUUCAUCUGUUGGUAGAUCAUUAGGUGAUGUGAUGUAUGGGCUUUCUGUUGGGUUCUUGGAGACAGUAGAUGGAUGUUGUAACAAGGGCUUCUUACAGUGGUGGUAAUGAUAAAACGACAAUGUGUCAUUCCUUUGGUUAAUUUUGAGGACUGGAUAAAAGGUUUCAUUAUUAAAAAUUGAUGUUCAACC